Aspergillus eucalypticola CBS 122712 is the source of this 2075-nucleotide messenger RNA. Its product is annotated as S53 family peptidase. Gene Ontology annotation, biological process: proteolysis. The transcript is spliced from 5 exons. The record is from RefSeq and is a predicted model, not a curated record. Gene Ontology annotation, molecular function: tripeptidyl-peptidase activity; serine-type endopeptidase activity. Lineage: Eukaryota; Fungi; Ascomycota; Eurotiomycetes; Eurotiales; Aspergillaceae. The coding region runs from base 182 to 1969 and encodes 595 amino acids.
CCGAACUGACCCAGUCUGCUAGCAGUUGGAGACAUGCAAUGAUGCCAUUGUCUCGUCCGAUAAGCAAGGGCGGCCAGUCCCCCGUCCCUUCUGUCUGACUUGGAAAAGUUAUAAUGUCCGUCUCGCCGGCUUAGCAGUCAAUUCGAACUCUUCGUCUGUUGUCCCUCUCAAUUUCUCCAGCAUGCGUUCCUCCGGUCUUUACACAGCACUGCUGUGCUCUCUGGCCGCAUCGACCAACGCGGUUGUUCAUGAGAAGCUCGCCGCGGUCCCCUCGGGCUGGCACCAUCUCGAAGAUGCUGGCUCCGAUCACCAGAUUAGCCUGUCGAUCGCAUUGGCACGCAAGAACCUCGAUCAGCUUGAAUCCAAGCUGAAAGACUUGUCCACACCUGGUGAAUCGCAAUAUGGCCAGUGGCUGGAUCAAGAGGACGUCGACACACUGUUCCCAGUGGCCAGCGACAAGGCCGUGAUCAGCUGGUUGCGCAGCGCCAACAUCACCCAUAUUGCCCGGCAGGGCAGCUUGGUGAACUUUGCGACCACCGUCGACAAGGUGAACAAGCUUCUCAAUACCACUUUUGCUUACUACCAAAGUGGUUCUUCCCAGAGAUUGCGCACAACGGAGUACUCCAUUCCCGAUGAUCUGGUCGACUCGAUCGACCUCAUCUCCCCGACAACCUUUUUCGGCAAGGAAAAGACCAGUGCUGGCCUGACCCAGCGGUCGCAGAAAGUCGACAGCCAUGUGGCCAAACGCUCCAACAGCUCGUCCUGCGCCGAUCUCAUCACGUUAUCCUGCUUGAAGGAGAUGUACAACUUUGGCAACUACACUCCCAGCGCCUCGUCAGGAAGCAAGCUGGGAUUCGCCAGCUUCCUGAACGAGUCCGCCUCGUAUUCCGAUCUUGCCAAGUUUGAGAGACUGUUCAACUUGCCGUCUCAGAACUUCUCCGUGGAGCUGAUCAACGGCGGCGUCAAUGACCAGAACCAAUCGACGGCUUCUCUGACCGAGGCUGACCUCGAUGUGGAAUUGCUCGUUGGCGUGGGUCAUCCUCUUCCGGUGACCGAGUUUAUCACUUCUGGCGAACCUCCUUUCAUUCCAGACCCCGAUGAGCCGAGUGCCGCCGAUAAUGAGAAUGAGCCUUACCUUCAGUACUACGAGUACCUCCUCUCCAAGCCCAACUCGGCCCUGCCACAAGUCAUUUCCAACUCCUACGGUGACGACGAACAGACCGUUCCAGAAUACUACGCCAAGCGAGUCUGCAACCUGAUCGGACUCGUCGGCCUGCGCGGCAUCAGCGUCCUGGAGUCAUCCGGUGACGAAGGAAUUGGAUCUGGCUGCCGCACCACCGACGGCACUAACAGCACCCAAUUCAAUCCCAUCUUCCCCGCCACCUGUCCCUACGUGACCGCCGUAGGAGGCACCAUGUCCUACGCGCCCGAAAUUGCCUGGGAAGCCAGUUCCGGUGGUUUCAGCAACUACUUCGAGCGAGCCUGGUUCCAGAAGGAAGCCGUGCAAAACUACCUGGCGCACCACAUCACCAACGAGACGAAGCAGUAUUACUCACAAUUUGCUAACUUUAGCGGUCGCGGAUUUCCCGAUGUUUCGGCUCAUAGCUUUGAGCCUUCAUACGAAGUUAUCUUCUACGGCGCCCGUUACGGCUCCGGCGGUACUUCCGCCGCAUGUCCUCUGUUCUCUGCGCUAGUGGGCAUGUUGAACGAUGCUCGUCUGCGGGCGGGCAAGUCCACGCUUGGUUUCUUGAACCCCCUGCUGUACAGUAAGGGGUACAAGGCGCUGACGGAUGUCACGGCGGGACAAUCGAUCGGGUGCAAUGGUAUCGAUCCGCAGAGUGAUGAGGCUGUUGCGGGCGCGGGCAUUAUCCCGUGGGCGCAUUGGAAUGCCACGGUCGGAUGGGAUCCGGUGACAGGAUUGGGACUUCCUGAUUUUGAGAAGUUGAGGCAGUUGGUGCUGUCGUUGUAGACUAUAUGGCUAUAUAUGGGAUGAGAUUUUGUAUGUGUUAUGAUGUGAUAGUAUGUGAGAUAUGUGUGAGAUGAUUUGCGAACUACGUAGUAUGUACGAGUUUCAC